AUGGUUUCACGCUCACGUGUGCACGCUGUUUAUGGAUCUGAUGGUUUCACGCUCACGUGUAAGCGCACGCUGUUUGUGGAUCUGAUGGUUUCACGCUCACGUCCCAGUGUCUGCGGCGUCCACCUGGGCCGCUCUUCCCUGUGGCUGGUGCGGUCGCACCGAGUCCUCACGGCGUACACGUCCACCCUGACACUUCUGUGGCUCGUUCUCGUGCCAGGCUCGGCGGCCCUGGGGGUGCCCUUGCUCGGGGCCCUUGGGGUCAAGCUUGGACUCGGCCCCUGCCGCUCCCACACCCGCUGCACCCACACCCGGGCUGCCUGUCCGCCCAGCUCCAGCCACGCCCAGCGCUGCCAGGCAACACACUCCUGGGAGCUGGACCGCGCAGAGAUCGCCAGGGCGACCAGGGGCCUCACAGGAGGAGCGGGGGAGCGGUGCCACCUCCCCCCGGCCCCCCCCGGCCCGGCCCUCGGGAGGCGCCUGCGCCCUGCACCCCCAGGGGCCUCGCAGGAGGAGCAGGGGAGCGGUGCCACCUCCCCCCGGCCCCCCCUCCCCCCGGCCUGGCCCUCAGGAGGCGCCUGCGCCCUGCACCCCCAGGGGCCUCGCAGGAGGAUAGGCCCUGGGGCCACUGCCUGGUGCCGCCUGGCCUGCAAGCAGCCUGCUUGGAGCCCGGCUUCCUCCCUCACAGGCCGGCCUGGGUCUCUCCCGGCACAGGACUGCAUCAAGCCCGUGAAGGUGGAUAAGAAGCCGGGAAGUGGCGUGGCUAAGAUCCACAUUGAGGACGACGGAAGUUACUUCCAAGUGCAUGCUGAUGGUGGGACCCAGAAGCUGGAGAGAGCCAAGGUCUCGCUCAAUGACUGCCUGGCGUGCAGCGGCUGCGUCACUUCCGCAGAGACCGUCCUCAUCACCCAGCAGAGCCACGAGGAGCUGCGGAAAGUUCUGGAUGCUAAUAAGACAGCAGCGCCCGGUGAGCAGCGGCUGGUGGUGGUGUCAGUCUCUCCUCAGUCCACGGCGUCCCUGGCAGUGAGGUUUCAGCUGGAUCCCACAGACACUGCCAGGAAAUUAACUUCGUUCUUUAAGAAAUUAGGGGUGCACUACGUAUUCGACACCGCCUUCUCCAGGAACUUCAGCCUCCUGGAGAGCCAGCGAGAGUUUGUGCGGCGAUUCCGACGCCAGGUUGACUCCAAAGAGGCCUUGCCCGUGCUGGCUUCUGCCUGCCCAGGUUGGAUCUGCUACGCCGAGAAGACGCACGGCAGCCUCGUCCUCCCCUACCUUAGCACGGUGCGCUCUCCCCAGCAGGUCAUGGGCGCCCUGGUCAAGGACUUCUUCACGCAGCAGCAGCACCUGACCCCGGACAAGGUCUACCACGUCACGGUGAUGCCCUGCUAUGACAAAAAGCUGGAAGCAUCUAGACCCGACUUCCUCAGCCGGGAGCACCCGGCUCGGGAGGUGGACUGCGUGCUCACCACAGGGGAAGUCUUCCAGCUGCUGGAGGAAGAGGGGGUCUCGCUCUUGGAGCUGGAGCCGGCCGCUCUGGACAGCCUGACCGGCAGCACGUGUGAAGAGCCCACCAGCCACCGGGGCGGGGGGUCCGGAGGGUACCUGGAGCACGUGUUCCGCUAUGCGGCCCAAGAGCUCUUUGGGAUCCACGUGGACGAGGUCACCUACAGACCCCUGAGGAACAAGGACUUCCAGGAGGUGGCCCUGGAGAGGGAGGGCCACGUGCUGCUGCACUUCGCCACGGCCUAUGGCUUUCGCAACAUCCAGAACCUCGUACAGAAGCUGAAGCGGGGCCGCUGCCCCUACCACUACGUGGAGAUCAUGGCCUGCCCGUCAGGUUGCUUGAACGGCGGGGGCCAGCUCAAGGCUGCGGACACGCCCAGCAAGCAGCUUCUCCUGCAGGUGGAGAGAAAGUACAGCAUGGUCAGGACACGGGCGCCAGAGGACAUACCUGAAGUCCAGGAGUUGUACCAGCGCUGGCUGCAGGGUGAGGGCUCGGAGCUGGCUGGCCGCCUGCUGCACACCCAGUACCACGCGGUGGAGAGGCCCAGCUCAGGCCUCAGCAUCCGGUGGUAGGCUGCUUCCGGUCGGCGAGGCCAUACACGCUCAGCCGCGGGGGCCUUCUCCAAAACUCAGUGAGCUGCAGGACCGUGCUGGGCCCCAGUGGCGCUCACCAGGGGCCACCUCACAUGGACGGCCCGCACACACAGCCCGUGCACGGAUAGCCUCGCACGGAUGGUCCACACACACAGCCCAUGCCUCCGGACUGGCCCUGCUGGGAUGGGGCAGCCAGAGAGAGCUUCCAGAACCUCCUUCUCUGGCCAGAACUGACUUGCAAGGGCACCGACGCCCCAUUCCUGGCUGUGAUGACCCCCUCCUGGUGAACCCCAUUCCUGCUCUCCAGGGUCAACCCUGAAGCCAGUGCAGAGGGCCACAGGGCUGGACUGCCCCACAUGGGGCCUGGAAGGGAGGGGUGCCUGGCGCCCUCAAACCAGGUGUGUGUGAGGAAGAUGGGGGCUGGGCUGUCCCCAGUCUGGCCCUCACCUGGUCCGGCCUUGUCCUAAUAAACAGAUGGCGUUUGGCACAUCACUGAA
Molecule: messenger RNA, 2591 nt
Organism: Dipodomys ordii (Ord's kangaroo rat)
Lineage: Eukaryota; Metazoa; Chordata; Mammalia; Rodentia; Heteromyidae
Gene: Ciao3
Product: nuclear prelamin A recognition factor-like
Exons: 14
Coding region: 1-2073 (690 amino acids)
Biological process (GO): iron-sulfur cluster assembly
Cellular component (GO): cytosolic [4Fe-4S] assembly targeting complex
Molecular function (GO): 4 iron, 4 sulfur cluster binding
Source: RefSeq, a predicted model, not a curated record